AUGUUUAAGAAGUUUACUAAAGAGGAAGUUCACUCUAGUUCAAACAUUAAGUCCUCUGUUCAAAGGGGUUUAAAAGCUAAAUUUGUUUCUCAGUUCAAAGACUUGGAACCUGCUAUUGAUAAUGUCAUACCAAAGAAGUCUCAAGCAGUGGUAAUUAAAUGUGAAGACAAAGUACAGCUAUACUCUGUGGACAACGAAGUAGUUCUUUUUCAAAGAUUUGACGAUCUAGUUCCCACUUUGAAAGUUGUUCAUAAAUAUCCGAAUUGCUUCCCUUCAGUGCAAGUGGAUAGAGGAGCCAUCAAGUUUGUGAUGUCUGGCGCUAACAUCAUGUGUCCUGGAUUAACCUCCCCUGGAGCUAAAUUACCCGAUGAGUCGUUGGAAAAGGACACCAUUGUUACAAUUUAUGCUGAGGGUAAAGAAAAUGCAUUGGCCGUGGGCAAAUUAACGAUGAGUACUGAUGAUAUAAAGUCCAUAAAUAAGGGAAUUGGAAUCGAAUUAAUACAUUACUUGGGAGAUGGGUUAUGGAACUUUUCUCCGUAA
Priceomyces carsonii is the source of this 540-nucleotide messenger RNA. Its product is annotated as translation machinery-associated protein 20. The record is from RefSeq and is a predicted model, not a curated record. The transcript has a single exon. Gene Ontology annotation, molecular function: RNA binding. Gene Ontology annotation, biological process: formation of translation preinitiation complex. Bases 1 to 540 code for a protein of 179 amino acids. Lineage: Eukaryota; Fungi; Ascomycota; Pichiomycetes; Serinales; Debaryomycetaceae.